Molecule: messenger RNA, 1996 nt
Organism: Eucalyptus grandis
Lineage: Eukaryota; Viridiplantae; Streptophyta; Magnoliopsida; Myrtales; Myrtaceae
Product: probable cysteine desulfurase
Source: RefSeq, a predicted model, not a curated record
GUCCAGGGGAUGAGUCAUUCCUUCCCCCAUACCCUCAAAAAUAAUUUCGGAAAUAUUCUGCUUCCAUUGAUCUCCUGUUAAUUUCUUCUUCCCUUGGCAGAUGGAACUAGAGCAACCCAGGCAAACCCAUCUCAACAACAUUAACAAGUACAUCAACCCAAGAAAUGGCAAGGGUAGUCCGUCACCAUCGCCAUUACCAUCAAGGAGUGAUCUGUGCAAGCACUCCGCAUCCUUUCGGAAGCUUGGAGUGGGAGUCCCAGCAGCGGCGGGAGGCAUCUCCGACGUGGAGAAGGUCUCGUGGCUCCGCUCUCAGAUCAUCGGCAGUGAUGCCGAGUUUGACUCACCGUUCGGCAGGCGACGGCUCACAUACGCUGACAGCACCGCCUCCGGCCGCUGCAUCCGCUAUGUUGAGGACUUCAUCGUCGACAACAUCCUUCCGUUUUACGGUAACUCACACACAUCGAACAGCCACGUAGGUCACCGGACCACCAAGACAGUGCACGAGGCCUCGAGCUACAUCAAACGGUGCCUAGGAGGGGGACCUGAGGACGUGAUUUUGUUCUGCGGAUCAGGAUCCACUGGGUCGAUCAAGCGGCUCCAAGAAGUCAUGGGCAUUGCAGUGCCAUCGCUCCUAAGAGAGAGGAUGAUUAAGCGCAUGCCAAGCGAAGAGAGAUGGGUGGUCCUAGUCGGGCCUUAUGAGCACCACUCAAACCUUCUCUCAUGGAGGCAAAGUCUAGCGGAGGUCAUAGAGAUCGGACUAGAUGAAGAUGGGUCGAUAGACAUGGAAGAUUUAAGGCAAAAGCUUGAGUCUUAUCGAGAUGCUAACAGGCCAAUUCUGGGUUCUUUCUCAGCCUGCAGUAAUGUCACCGGGAUUUGUACCGACACAAGAGCUGUCGCGAAGCUGCUUCACCAAUUCGGUGCCUUUGCUUGCUUUGAUUUUGCAGCUAGUGCACCUUAUGUGGAAAUCGACAUGAGAUCAGGGGAUGUCGACGGUUAUGAUGCUAUCUUCCUGAGUGUGCACAAGUUCCUUGGUGGACCUGGGUCUCCAGGAAUCCUGCUCAUGAGCAAGGCUCUCUAUCGGCGGAUCAUUUCCCCAUCAACCUCUGGAGGAGGAACUGUUGAUUAUGUGAAUGGCUUCAAUGAAAAGGAUACAUUAUACGUGGAAGACAUUGAAGAAAGAGAGAAUGCUGGGACUCCACAAAUUAUUCAGAUCACAAGAGCAGCAUUGGCAUUCUGGUUGAAAGAUUACGUGGGAAAUGAAGUGAUCGAGAAACUGGAGCACGAGUACAUAAAAGAAGCAAUCGAAAGGCUCUCCAAAAACCAGAACAUAGAGAUUCUCGGGAACAGAACGGCUAAGAGACAAGCUAUAUUGUCUUUCCUGAUAUACUCAACAACUAAUUCCCCACCAGAUUGUAAUAAGAAGGGAAGAGAGAGAGGGCUUUACCUGUUGGGAGAAAUGGGGAACGAAAGAGACAAGCCUCUCCACGGACCUUUUGUUGCCACUCUCCUCAAUGACCUCUUUGGCAUUCAAGCGAGAGGUGGGUGCGCUUGUGCCAGUCCAUAUGGUCAUGCCCUACUUGGCAUCAGUGAAGCUCAGUCCCAUGCAUUUAGAUGUGCCAUUCAAAAGGGUUUUGCUGGAGUGAAGCUUGGAUGGACCAGAGUCAGCUUUCCCUACUACCUUUCGGAGGAGGAGUCCGAGUACAUUAUUGCUGCACUGGAGUUUGUAGCCUCUUUUGGCCAGAGGUUCCUUCUGCUCUAUCAUUUCAACCUGAAAACUGGAAAUUGGACCUUCAAAAAGAAGGCAUUCAUGGAGAUUGUAGGAAAGAAAAAAAGGGCAAACUUUGUAUCUUAAAUGACAACGAGGCUGAGCCUCAUUGCCAAGUAUACGUCAUAUUGGGAAAGCGCAAAACAUAUUGCAGGUCUCCUCCCCGAAUUUCCCUCCCCGCCCAGGCUCCAAGUAGAUAUUCAUCCAGAGCUGCUAUACUUCCGCCUCUAG